ACUGAGGGGGCACGCGCAUGCGUGUGAAUGGCGCAGCCCCCUCCGGCGGCGGCGGCAGCUUUCCCCUGUCGGUCGCUUCCUCCUUCCUCCAUAUCCCCUUUCCUCCCUCUCGAUGUUGGUCGUCGCCCUUCUGCCGUAGCCAGCUGUUUAAAAUGAAUCAUUCAUUGGAGAAUUCAAUUCCCUAUGAAGAAUACUUACGAAUGAAAGCACGGACAAUACCACAGCAUCGUAUGAAGGAAUUUUUGGAUUCCGUGAAUGGCAAAGGGUCUGAAGAAAUCCAGCAAUUCGUUCAAACCCCUGUUACAGUGUACCAGCAAAGAGGACAUUAUAUCUACAUGGACAGUGCUGAUGUUGCUGGGUCAUUGCUGGAGUUGUCCAGACCAAUAAGUUCUCCAAUUCAGCAACAUGUGUCACAGGGAUCACCACUAGGACAGCAGCAGAUGCAAUCUCACCAUGUACAGGCACAACAAGUCCACCAGUUGGAAAUUCAAACAGACCACCAGUCCUUGCAAGCGAAGCAAAUGCAAGCCCAGUUACAGUCGCAGUCAUCUUCUGAGGAGCCUCAACCUGGUAGUCAAGCUGUCAACUCCAUAGCGCAAGAAAGAAGACCAAGCUCUUCCGGUGUUCCACAGCCUGUGAAGAAAAGGAAAGUUGAUUUACCAACUGAAGAAAGCUAUACCAUGAGUCAGCCUUCAGUACAAAAUACCGUGACCACUGUGCUUACCCUGUCUUCUCAGGCCCAACAGCAAGGGUACAUUCCCAUUCGUCAGGAGCUGCUUACAGUGGACAGCAGUCAGUUAUAUGGUGUUGCUCCAGCUACCACUUCAGCUACAGGCCAGUUAUCCAACACAGAAUCAUGGACUAUAUAUACGACUCCUGCACCUUGCUCCGAAGGCCAAACUGUACUCCAGUCUGCAAUUCCUCAUGACACUUGUAAUUUAGUCCAAAUUGAUGAAAUUCCGAUGAGUAUGACUGGGAUCAAAAUAGAAGCUGACAAGGAUAAGACUCAAGUACUGUCAGAUGGUGGGAAAAACCUACAAGAUAAAAUGAUCCAGCCAUCUGUGACAGCUGCUUUUUCAACACAGUUUGUGAAUGUAAAUGGAAACCUCCAUAUUCCUGUUACAGUACAAGCUGGUGGGAGAGCAUUUCAGUCUCUGAAAUACUGGGAUCCUCAGCAAUUACAGGUUCAAGCAAUGCAGACACAUACGACGGAACAGCAAAUAGAGGUGCAGACUGAUUUAAUGCUUCCUGAUUCUCUAAAACCAGAAGAAGGGGCUAGUGUCUGGCAGAACUGGGCUCAAGUUAAGAAUGCAGAAAUUAUGAAGGAAGCUGAAAAUAAACCCCCUUUGCCAGGAAGACGACAGCCAAUGAAGUUUAGAGAAGAUGCUCUUUGUGCAACAUUAGUAGAACUCAAUUAUGGGCUUUGUUUGAUGACCAAAGAAGCAAGAUAUUCCGAUGGUUCACCCUAUGAAGCAGACUUGCUGUAUUAUUUCUUUCUUUGUAUUCAGAAGCAUAUGUUUGAAAAUGGAAGAAUAGAUAAUAUUUUUGCCGAUCUCUACUAUUCUAAAUUUACUGAAAAAUUACAUGAAGUGCUAAAAGAAUGGCAUCCUAAAAUAAGUCCACUUGGUUAUGUCAUCCCAAGUCGAAUUACUGAGGAGAUGCUCUGGGAUUGUAAACAAUUGGGAGCGCACUCUCCAGCUACUCUUUUGUACACACUUAUGUAUUUCAAUACCAAGUACUUCAUGCUUAAAACAGUCGAACAGCACUCUAAAUUAGCUUUCUCCAAAGUAUUAAAACAGAUGAAAAAGAAUCCAGGCAAUUCAAAGGAUAAAUGCUCUAGUAUACGAUAUCUGCGAUUAUAUGGACAACUUCAAGCCGGACAGAAAGUUACAGAAGAUAUGUAUGUGGAACAACUUGAAAAUUCCGAAAAUCCCUUGAGGUGUCCCAUAAAACUCUAUGACUUCUACCUCUUUAAAUGUCCACAGAGUGCUAAAGGGCGAAAUGAUGCCUUCUACUUGAACGCUGAACCAGUAGUUGCUCCAAAUAGCCCAAUUUGGUAUUCAACACAGCCAGUCAGUAAUGAGGCAAUGGAACAAAUGUUGACCAGAAUACUUAUGAUAAGGGAGGUUCAAGAAGCUUAUGUAAAUACAUAGAUUCCUCCCUUCUGGUGAGAAUUUCCCAAAGCAGGGUGCUGGUGGAGGAACUGCCAGUCAAACGUAAGUCAUAGGAAGAUUAUUUUGUCAGAGAAACAUCUUUGUUUCUUCCUGCUCCCUAAGAUGAUAUUCAUGCACAGUGUGCUUGAGGACUUAUGUAAUAUGAAUAUGGAUGUCAGAAUUUGUAAACCCCGUGAAUUUGUGGGUGGUUUGUAUUCCAGUUCUAAAGUUUGAGCAGUUCUAUUGUUUUCUUUAAACUAUACAUAAAAUGUAACUGUCUAAAUGAACAAACUGUAAAUAAGAGGAAAGUUUAAAAACUAUUUCUUCCAGUUGGUAGUAAAGUUUGCUACUUCAUCUAUAAAUUCUUUAAUGGAACUUUGAAUUAAAUAUAAAUUAUGUGCAUUCCAAUUUGUGGCAACACACAUAAUUGUGAUCAUUGUAUAACUUCUUGUUUGAAUCUAGACUCUCAGUUCUGUCUGUACUUUGAUUACAGAUGCUUCUAUGAACAGUCUUUUUUUUAGCAGACUGACAUGUUCUUUAAGUGUCUGUCUUUUUUUGUAUGUAAUGUACCUGGUGUACUUUAUGUGCCUAAUGUGGAUAUUCCACUACAGAUUUUGAGAAGAAACUUUAUAAAAUAUGAAAAUUACAUUUGCAUGAACAAACAUUAAAUUGGGUUUAAAAAAAAAUGUUGGCUUUAGGUUUUAAACCAGAUCAACGUUACCUCACGGACCUCGUGAUAUCGUGCCUUGGUAUUAGACAGGCACAGGAUAAUUUCUUAUGGACUAUAGUGUACUAGAAAGCUUUUUUGCAUAGUUAGUUUUGGUGGUUUUUACUUUUACGGGGGUAAUUAUUUUUUUCCACUUUAAUUUGUUUUGAAUCAUUGACUAAAAUCAGUACUGUUACACACGUAGUGCUUACCAGGGAUAUCAUGUUACCUUUGUAAUUUUUUAUACAGAUCAUUCACUAAUUUUGUUGGUCUAGGUAGAAACAAUAAAUUUUGCCUAUGAAAGUAAAA
Messenger RNA from Stegostoma tigrinum, 3168 nucleotides. RefSeq names its product transcriptional regulator QRICH1-like. Lineage: Eukaryota; Metazoa; Chordata; Chondrichthyes; Orectolobiformes; Stegostomatidae. The transcript is spliced from 9 exons. The record is from RefSeq and is a predicted model, not a curated record. The coding region runs from base 18 to 2153 and encodes 711 amino acids.